This is a messenger RNA of Chaetomium strumarium, 1037 nucleotides long. RefSeq names its product SAM-dependent RNA methyltransferase. Lineage: Eukaryota; Fungi; Ascomycota; Sordariomycetes; Sordariales; Chaetomiaceae. Gene Ontology annotation, molecular function: protein-arginine omega-N monomethyltransferase activity. The record is from RefSeq and is a predicted model, not a curated record. The transcript is spliced from 5 exons. Bases 278 to 901 code for a protein of 207 amino acids. Gene Ontology annotation, biological process: peptidyl-arginine methylation.
GAAACGUUUAUGUUUCUGUACACUACAUUAUCGCUCGGUCCCUUGCGGCGACAUCUGUUAAAUUAUUAUGAAUGCUUCACAUUGAUGAAGAGCUAUAUCCGUUCUCCGUCACCUCGCUAGCAGGUGGGGCGGGGUCCCGAUGUGCCGGCUCCGGUUGCCAAGCAUUCUUGGCAUCGGCGCCAAAUCUAGCGUAGCGUUAUGGUGCUAAAUUUCAAGCAUCACGAGAGGUAAUAAACGACUCAUAAAUCAAAAUAUCGGAUGUGCCUCUGCUCUUGCGAUGGCUUCCAUGAGCAAAACUUACAUCGUCGAGCAUCUCGACCCAGAACUGGGAGCCUGGUCAGAGCUCGAAUACCUUGCCAUCGCCCGCGAGUCGCACGAUGCCGGGGCCAAGUUCUGUCUGUCAUCCCUCCCCCCGAACUUCAAGGUCCCCGAGGCAUUGAAGCAGAUUCCUUCCUUCACGGCUGAGAGUAGGGGAGUUGAAGAGAUUUAUGCCAAUGACAAGUCACGUGUGUGUCUACUCGACCCUGCUGCCGCCAGCGAUUUGGCACCGGAGGAUGGAGACAAGUUCGACGCAUUUCUCUUCGGCGGGAUUCUAGGAUAUGAUCCGCCGAGAGAUCGAACUUCGGAGUUGCGCAAGAAGGGUUUUGAAGGCCGCCGGCUUGGGCCGGUGCAGAUGACCACGGACACGGCAGUACGAGUUACUCGGAUGGUUGUCCAGGACAAAGCCCCUUUGAGCGAGAUUCCCUAUCUCGAUCACCCGGAGCUCAAGUUCAACGAACAUGAGAGCACCCAGAUGCCGUUCCGCUAUGUCAAGGGCGAGGAUGGGAAACCCGUCAUGCCGGAGGGCAUGGUUGAUCUGAUCAAAAAGGACUCUGACAAGGCAAUUGAUGAUCUAUUCUGAUGAUGCAGUGUUUGCUUUCAUCCUGUGAUACAUCUUGACCCGUUUGCCGUAGUCCCUUCGAUCCUCUGAUUGGUCCGGGUCUAAGUGGGGUUGUCUAUUGCAGCUUAUCUUGAAGCUCACGGUAUCUACGUACAAC